CCCUCCCUCCUCCCCCCCCCCCCCCCCCCCCCCCCCCCCCCCCCCCCCCCCCCCCCGCUUUUUUUUUUUUUUUUUUUUGACGUGCGCGAUAACCGAAGGCGAGACGACGACAACGAUGUUUGGGACCUUGUGCCUGUUGGCGCCGCUUCUGUGGGGACUGCGCGGCUGCUGCUGCUGGGGCUCGUACGUGCCGUGCGAGACGUGCGACGACAAGGCCAAGUCCAUGUGCCCGCCGAUCCCGAGCGGCUGCCAGCUGGUCAAGGAGCCGGGCUGCGGCUGCUGCCUGACCUGCGCGCUGAGCGAGGGCCACGCGUGCGGCGUGUACACGGGGACGUGCGCGCAGGGUCUCCGAUGCCUGCCGCGCAGCGGCGAAGAGAAGCCCCUGCACGCCCUCCUCCACGGCCGCGGAGCGUGCAGCAACGAGAAGGGAUACAAACCCGCGCACCAGCCCCUAGGUAAGAGAAGCGCGCAGCGCGUGCGCGCACUCGGUGAGACGAUGGAGGGCGUCGCGCGCCUGCCUGCGCACCUGCGUACUUGCCUGCUUUUGCCUUGCCUGUGUGCGUUUUUGGCACUGCGAGGAUGUCUUCCUACCUCAUUUCAUGUGGCGCGCUCACGCCGCGGGGGGACGACGUAAAGCCGCCCGGACCCUCCUGUUGUAUUGCGCGUCAAAGUGGACCCGUGUUCUAGUGAAAGACACCCAACGCAGCCGAACGAUGACUGGCGAAUGACGUUUACUGGCGGUUGUCCAAUUUGAGCCGCCCCCGGUCAGAGGGAGCAAGUCAAAUACAAUGAAGUGGUCGUCGGCGCAACGGAAACGCUCACUUAUUUGCAUUGGCAACGACACACCGACGAUGUUUGGGGGCAUUUCCCCCAAUGGAAAUCCCGCGGAAUCCAAUCAGUGCGCCAUCAACACAAACGCUGACAUAUUUGGACCGAAACGCUUUCUUGACGAGUUACUGGCAUCCGUCCGACGCAACCUGUCCCGUGUCAAAUUCAUUUGGAGACUCGGAUCCUCCAUCACAACUGGAGCUGCAAAAUAGCCGGCUGCCUCCUGAAAUGACGAGACGCAAACUGUGUUCGCUGGCAUGUUUACAAUUGACUCAGGAAUAAUUAUCCAAUUUUCUCCACCAACAAGAGCCCAGAUGGUCAUCAAAUC
Molecule: messenger RNA, 1156 nt
Organism: Hippocampus comes (tiger tail seahorse)
Lineage: Eukaryota; Metazoa; Chordata; Actinopteri; Syngnathiformes; Syngnathidae
Product: insulin-like growth factor-binding protein 5
Exons: 1
Coding region: 116-634 (172 amino acids)
Biological process (GO): regulation of insulin-like growth factor receptor signaling pathway
Cellular component (GO): extracellular region
Molecular function (GO): fibronectin binding; insulin-like growth factor I binding; insulin-like growth factor II binding
Source: RefSeq, a predicted model, not a curated record